AUGCAGAUCUUCGUCAAGACCCUCACGGGCAAGACUAUCACCCUUGAGGUGGAGUCGAGCGACACCAUCGACAAUGUCAAGUCCAAGAUCCAGGACAAGGAGGGUAUCCCCCCGGACCAGCAGCGCUUGAUCUUUGCCGGCAAGCAGCUCGAGGACGGCAGGACCCUGUCCGACUACAACAUCCAGAAGGAGAGCACCCUCCACCUCGUGCUGCGUCUGCGUGGUGGUGGUAAGAAGAGGAAGAAGAAGGUCUACACCACCCCCAAGAAGAUCAAGCACAAGCGCAAGAAGACCAAGUUGGCUGUGCUCAAGUACUACAAGGUCGACGGUGAUGGCAAGAUCGAGCGCCUCCGCCGCGAGUGCCCCAACGAGACUUGCGGUGCCGGUAUCUUCAUGGCUGCCAUGCAGGACCGCCAGUACUGCGGCCGUUGCCACCUGACCUACGUCUUCGACAAGAAGGACUAAGCUGCUUUUGAUUGCAAAGGAUGACGAACUUGUUUACGGGAGAAAAAAAUGGGAUGGGCACGGAUACCUUCGGGGCAGGCACCAGACAUUGCCGCCCUUUCGUUACUGGCGUUUGUAGCAUAGGCCUCUUUUUCUUCAUUGGGGCUCUGACUGGCAAUCAAUACGGAUUGGGAUCUUGAUGAGAUAUGAACACUGUUUUCCAUGGAUGCCUGUGAUUCGGAAGUUUUGUGCGAAUGAUGUGCCCUGCAUGUGCGCGGGCCCUCGACGACCCCAGUAUAUACCCUGAGAUUGUGUCCAAGUCGUCUUUUAUCGCUGCGAGAUUGAUUGGUAUAAAACAGACUAUCUAGCUUAGCCUACUGAUUCGGAAACCCGCUCCUCAGGUUGUCAUAUUUAGUCUGAGGAUAAGCGAGACAAUUCUCCUGAUGCUUCAAACCAUUCGGUCCACCAAAAACAUCGACAACGUUGCCAAUCAAGCUCUCAUCUCCCUGUUUGUCAGCGCUGCUCUCCCACCACAUGGCACCGCCCAGACCCCUCUCCUUGAUGAACUCGGCCUUCCUCCUGGCCAGCGGUACCGUGUCGUAGGUAACCAUGUGCCUAGUGGCUGGAUCAUACGAGUAUGUCGCACCUGCCUCCUCAUCGAACCGCUCCUCUGCCCCGGGGAGCGGCAGCGCCUUGUAGUCGUAGACGCCCUGCUCCCAGGACCCCUGGCCGACUCCCUGGAACGGCGCUCCAGGUCCGUCCGUGUUCUCAAACGCCCGGCCGUAGAUGGGCAUGCCCAUGACGAUCUUGUCGAGCGCCACACCCUGGCUGGCGUAGUGUGCAAUGGCAGCGUCGGUAUUGAAUGGCGUCGAUGCCGGGUUUCCGUGGCUGGGGAAAAGGUUCGCCUGAUGACCGGCGGUCUGGUCCCAGGAUCCGGCGUAGUCGUAAGCCAUCAGGUUCCAGAAAUCCAGUAGGGGAUCCAUGCCGGCGAUAUCCAUCUUUUCGUAGUUUGACGCGCCGGCUGGGCACGCAACCGUCAACUCGAAAUGGUAGGGGUUUUCGGCGUCGACCGAGUGCGCGUAGGCGUCGAGCUCCUGGCGGCAAGCUUGCAGCAGGGCCACUAGGUCGGCGGCCUCCUGCGGGUUCUGGGGGUACUCCCAGUCGAUAUCGAUGCCGUCAAAGCCGAGCUGUCUGACGAGCUCGACGGCGGUCCUGGCAAAGUGUGACCUACCCUCCGGCGUCGAGGCGGGCGCCCUGAAGUUGGAGGAAUAGGUCCAGCCACCAAUGGAGAGGAGGACCUUGAGGUUGCGGUUGGCCUUCUUGAGGAGGUUCAGCUGCUUCAGGCAGCCGUAGAGGUUGGUUCCCUCGUCGUUCCACGAGUCACCCUCCCAGUGGAUAUCGGUGUCAGCCCACGUGUCGGUCAAAAAGACCUCUCCGGAAUCGGGCUUGACGUUGGCAAAAGCAUACAGCACGUGGGUGAGCUUGUCGGCUGGUAGUUCCUGCGGCCUGUGUUUGCGGCCGUAGAUGGCCCAGUUGACAAAAUAGGCCACGGUGCGUGGGCUCAUAUUGCCGGUGUUUGGGUCUGGUGUGGAGGGAGGUGGAGGGGAUUGUGAUGGAAUGUCAAGACUACCGUCUUUGUACGGUGGACCCAAAGAAAUCAGGUUAGUCGUGAUGCCGAGGAAGAGGGUGACUAUCAGGACGAAGGAUACGACCGUGAAAGGGAUGCUGCGGAAUCUUGAAGCAGGCAUCAAGUCUAGUGUUGUGCGGGGUGAUGUGAUUUAUGUAGGUACUGUAUGCAAAAGAGAGGUAUUGACCCGCACCAGACAGGCCGUUUGGCUUGGCUUCUGACAAGAGGUGAAUGAAAAGAGGGCUCAGCAAAGAGGCAGUGACAGUUCCAGACUGUCAGGGCUGUGGAGAUGAGAGUGGCAACCCAAGAAGUGACAACUGUAGGUAGUUCAGCAAUAGCACUGGAGCAAGUAUAGCUCUUGGUUACGUUGCCUUGACAGUUUUGUUUGUUUGAUCAAUUAAAGCUCCUGGGCAGCUCUUCCCAAAACAAAAUGAAUAAAAAGUCAACAACAAUGGCUGGGCAAACAAGUAACAAGUCAUUAAGUGUCACUUGGUAGCGGGACACUAUAUCGCAGCUUGCGCAGGUGUAAUUUUGACACCUGAGUGUGGCUUGGGGUGUUGAAGAGCUGCAAGUUUGUG
Messenger RNA from Pyricularia grisea, 2649 nucleotides. RefSeq lists its product as uncharacterized. Gene Ontology annotation, cellular component: nucleus; cytoplasm; ribosome. The coding region runs from base 1 to 465 and encodes 154 amino acids. The transcript is spliced from 2 exons. NCBI's taxonomy places the organism in Eukaryota, Fungi, Ascomycota, Sordariomycetes, Magnaporthales, Pyriculariaceae. Gene Ontology annotation, biological process: translation; protein ubiquitination; modification-dependent protein catabolic process. The record is from RefSeq and is a predicted model, not a curated record. Gene Ontology annotation, molecular function: structural constituent of ribosome; protein tag activity; ubiquitin protein ligase binding.